Molecule: messenger RNA, 399 nt
Organism: Salvia splendens (bonfire salvia)
Lineage: Eukaryota; Viridiplantae; Streptophyta; Magnoliopsida; Lamiales; Lamiaceae
Product: cysteine proteinase inhibitor 5
Exons: 1
Coding region: 1-399 (132 amino acids)
Molecular function (GO): cysteine-type endopeptidase inhibitor activity
Source: RefSeq, a predicted model, not a curated record
AUGACCCCCAAAUCUCGCCACAUUCUCCUCGCCUCUCUCGCGCUUCUCGCAAUCGCGCAUCCCAUCUCCGCCGCUCGUAUGCCAGUCGGUGGCGGCUGGACCCCGAUCGCGGAUAUAAAUGAUCCGGAGAUUGUCAAAUUGGCGGAAUUCGCGGUGUUUGAUCACAACCAGAAGGCGAAGGAUCACUUGGCUUCGGAUUCCCUCUUGGCUUUGGAUUCCCUCGUGAAGGCAGAAUCGCAGGUGGUGUCUGGUAUCAAUUACAGGCUCGAGAUCACCGCCUCCGGCGGCAGGCCUUUGGGUCACAGCCUCGGCCCCCAAACCUACUCCGCCGUUGUAUGGACCAGGGCUGCGACGAGAGCCAAGCAGCUCGUCUCCUUCGAGCAAAUUAUUAAAGCCUAA